Darwinula stevensoni is the source of this 1388-nucleotide messenger RNA. The record is from the annotation of a GenBank genome assembly. Lineage: Eukaryota; Metazoa; Arthropoda; Ostracoda; Podocopida; Darwinulidae.
AAUACCCCGAAUGUCGAAAGACUGAGAAAGGAAAGGAAUACAUUGGGACAAUGAAGAAGACCGCGACAGGAAAGGACUGUCUCCGAUGGGAUACCAAGCCUUACGUGAAACCGAAGGACUUCUCCAUCGCAAUGCUCUAUGAAGAGCACUUCCUUAACGAGGAUGUGGAAUCUGCUGAGAACUACUGCAGGAAUCCGGCCUUGAGGGAAAAGCCUUGGUGCUUCGUCUCGGACCCAAACAUAAAAUGGGAAUACUGUGAUAUUUCCAUGUGCAUGGACUUGGUUCCCUUGGAGUGCAAACGGACUCAAAAGGGAGCGGAGUAUAUGGGGAUAAACAACGUGACUCUUAUGGGUUUACCGUGCUUGCCCUGGUUGGAAUAUCCACUGACGGGUCAAUAUCGGAGUUGGUCCCUGAGGCUCCCUGCAUUCUCGGAUGAGGUGAACAAGAAGCACAAUUAUUGCAGAAAUCCUGGGGGUCGUCCUGGAGGUCCUUGGUGUUACUAUGGAAGCAAUUGGGAUGGGGCUUGGAGUUACUGCGACGUUCCGUUUUGUCCUCUACAGGAAACAAAAAAGAAUGGAAAUCGAAAGAUGAAGGCGAAUUACCCUGAGUGCCGAAAAACUAAAAUGGGCAGAGAGUAUAUGGGAACGAUCAGGAAAAGCGAAACGGGGAAGCCAUGCCUAUAUUGGGAAAGGUUUUUGGAUCUCUCGAAGUACCCAUAUGGGAUGGUCAAUUACUUGCCCUUGACGACCCGUCCCGAAGACAAGAAUCUCAUCCGCAUCAUCCUCACAAGUUCUCUCCCCCGCCCGCAGUUGAACUUCUGUCGGAAUCCGGGAUGGGGGUCGAGGCCGUGGUGUUUUGUAUCAAUGACUCCUACCAUCGAAUGGGAGUAUUGUGACGUUCCCUUCUGCGACGACCUGACCGCCUUCAAUGUUUACCCUAAAAAACCUUUUUGCUACGUGAAAACUGUUCCUUAUGUUAUUUGGAAGAGAGAAUAUUGCGACAUUCCCUACUGCUACGAGCUUCUGGAAUCCAUCAGUACGAUUUUCAACUCCAUGAAUCGACUUGCCAUUGCAGAUGGAGGCAAUAAAAGAGACGAGUAUCCCCAUUGUCUUCUGACGGAGAUGGGAACGGAAUACAUUGGGACAAUGAAGAAAACAAAGACUGGGAAGGAUUGUCUACCUUGGGAUUCACAUUCGGACAAACUGAUCGGACCAGAAAAUCAUAGCAUCUACGAUUUUUACUUUGCGACCCGCGAACCGCGAUACCAUAAGAAUUACUGUCGAAAUCCUGGGCCGAAAGAUAAGCCCUGGUGCUGGGUAAAUGACACCACGAUCCAAUGGGAAUACUGUGAUAUCCCAUCUUGUGACGACAUGAGUAAGGAAUCCUUG